GGUACGAAAGACGCUCCUGUCGACGGUCUGGAUGGAAAACCGCAUGCAGGACCAUUUGUCGACAUCACCCCCGAGGACAAGAAGAAGCCCGCCGCCGUCGCAGAGGAUCUGGUGAAGCCUCUCCCUACAUCUCUCUCAAAGUUGAAGGGAAGCGAUGCAACAGACUUUGGUGCUAUUCCAGAGAAGAAUGACGGAGUUAUGGAUGAUGUGAACCGUCUGGCGCCGAAGGAGGGUACCACUGGCACUGAAGGAGGCGUCACCGAAAGGAACAAGAAAGACAAGGCAGUACAAGGUCAAACUGGCGAGAAGGCUGAGAAGAAGCCAGAGACACCAAAGGAAGCACCUCCGCUUCCUCAUAGCGAGGAGGAGCGCAUGGGCAAGGAUUCGCCAGAAAAGGCCAAAGAUGCGACCACUCAACAGAAACCGGCCGACCUCCCCGAUGCGCCUCACGAGAACUCACCCACUACGCCCAAGAAAGUCACAGAAUUGGAAUCUGAAAAGAAGGACACAUUUGCACAUGUAGCGCCUGUGGACACCGGAUCUUCCGGGACAUUGAGCCAUACCGUGGGCUCUACUCUGAAAGACACACUCCCCUACACCGAAGGGAAACAACCCGCAGCAAUCCCUGGGGACGGAACAGAAGGCAUCAUUCAGCCUUUCCAUUCCUUCGUUCUCGCAUUCACCAUGAUCAUCUUCUCCGAAAUUGGCGACAAGACUUUCCUGGUCGCCGCACUCAUGGCCAUGCGUCACCCUCAGCUCGUCGUUUUCUCUGGCGCCUUCUCCGCUUUGAUUACUAUGACUAUUCUCUCCGCCGUUCUUGGCCACGCGGUACCGACUCUUCUCCCUAAGCAUCUCACUGCAUGGCUCGCAGCUGGCCUCUUCCUCAUCUUCGGUGGUAAGCUGCUGCGCGAGGGUCUCGAGAUGGACAAGGAUGCUGGUGUUGGAGAAGAGAUGCAAGAGGUUGAAGCUGAAUUGGAAGAGAAGGAACAUCUCGCACGCAAGGAAGGCCGCAGACGAUCAUCAGUUUCGCCAUACGUUCUCGAGGCUGGACGUGGCAGAAGAUCUGGCUCGCGUCACAAGUUCCCUGCACGCGCACAAUCUCCUUCAUCGGAUGACUCGAGAUCCCCCUCUCCAUCUGGUCGUGGAGCAAAGGCUUCUGUCAGCAACGCACUUGGUGGACUCAACAACCUUCUGGGUCUUCUUCUUUCGCCUGCAUGGGUGCAGACUUUUGUCAUGACGUUCCUCGGUGAAUGGGGUGACCGAUCUCAGAUUGCUACCAUUGCUAUGGCUGCUGGACAAGACUACUGGUGGGUGACAGGUGGUGCCAUUGCAGGACACAUGAUCUGCACUGGUAUCGCUGUCAUCGGAGGACGCGCUCUUGCUGGUAAAGUGAGCUUGAGGGUUGUCACCCUUGGUGGAGCAAUUGCCUUCCUGGUCUUUGGAGUCAUCUACUUUUUCGAGGCUUUGUAC
Aureobasidium namibiae CBS 147.97 is the source of this 1470-nucleotide messenger RNA. Its product is annotated as UPF0016-domain-containing protein. Gene Ontology annotation, cellular component: Golgi apparatus; fungal-type vacuole membrane. Gene Ontology annotation, molecular function: calcium ion transmembrane transporter activity; manganese ion transmembrane transporter activity. Lineage: Eukaryota; Fungi; Ascomycota; Dothideomycetes; Dothideales; Saccotheciaceae. The transcript has 3 exons. Gene Ontology annotation, biological process: Golgi calcium ion transport; Golgi calcium ion homeostasis; manganese ion transmembrane transport. The annotation marks the transcript as partial. The record is from RefSeq and is a predicted model, not a curated record.